CAGUCCCUGAACAGAAACCCAGGCUCCUGCAGGUGCCACGGCACAGCCAGAGUGAGGGCCUCGGGCCCCCGCCAGGGUUCUCCCAGGUCACCCCUCACCCCUGGAAGCCAUGACAGAGGCCAGAAAGCUGCCCCCACCACUGCCUCCAAGACUGGACUGGUUCGUGCAGACUCAGGUGGACCAGCUGACCUGUGGAGGGGUCCCUGAGUGGUUCCAUGGUGCCAUCUCGAGAGAGGAUGCUGAGAACUUGCUGGAGUCACAGCCACUGGGAUCCUUCCUCAUCAGGGUCAGUCACAGCCACGUGGGCUACACGCUCUCUUACAAAGCUCAGAACUGCUGCCGCCACUUCAUGGUGAAACUUUUGGACGAUGGGAGCUUCAUUAUCCCUGGGGAAGAGAGAGCCCAUGCCUCUCUACAUGCCUUGGUCACCUUCCAUCAGCAGCAGCCGUUGCGGCCACAUGGGGAUCUGCUGACGCAGCCCAGCCAGCAGAAGGAUCCAGCAAAUGCAGAUUAUAAGGAUCUCUUCCUUUUCUCCAACGCAUUGGCUGAGGAAGCCACCAGCUCUGCUCUUGGCCUCAGCAAACAUCAGAAUCCCUCCUCUUGUCCCAUGGCCCCACUUGAGGAGACCUUCACAGACCCAGUCCUGCUCCAUCGGCGAAAAGAAAGGAAGCCGUUAGCAGAGCCGGACGGGGCGUCCACGGAGGAAGCUACUUCGGAGGAAGCUUCCCCGAAAGCUCCUCUUGAGGAGGCCCGCCAGAAAAUCUGGAGGAAUCUCAAGAUGCUCCCCGAGAUGGGCAAGAAGGUCCAGCGGCAGCUGAAAUCCCAGCUGGUGGCUGCGAGCUCCUCAUCGCUCUGGGACCCCAGGCCGUUGGUGGUGACCCAUGGCUCUGGAGCUGGAGCAGGAGACUCAGCCUGGAAAAAUAACGUCUACAUAGACCCCUUUGUGGCCACAAGCCCCUCACAGCCCCAAGCUCCGAGAAACAGAGAUGAGCCCUCCAGGAAAGCCUCAAGGUCGACCAGCUGGAGCGAGACAACCUCGAGGGUCAGGGACUGGCACCAGGCAGUCGUGAGGGCCCUGUCCUCACAGGCGUCCAAACCGGAGCCAAGGGGCUUGAAAGAACCACAGGACUGUCUCCCUGAAGAGUACCGCUCACCGCCACCCUUCGCCCCCGGGUACUGCUAGGUGCGCCCCGGCUCUGGGACCCUCUCUGCCGGGGGCCGUUCACACCUGGACCUUUUGCUCUCUGCCAUGACCCACUAGCCUUCAGGGACCUGAAGAAUGUAAUAAAGACAUUGCUUGGGUCUGGUCCUGCGAUUGCCA
Balaenoptera ricei (Rice's whale) is the source of this 1321-nucleotide messenger RNA. RefSeq names its product hematopoietic SH2 domain containing (gene HSH2D). NCBI's taxonomy places the organism in Eukaryota, Metazoa, Chordata, Mammalia, Artiodactyla, Balaenopteridae. The transcript is spliced from 6 exons. Gene Ontology annotation, cellular component: cytoplasm. The coding region runs from base 110 to 1183 and encodes 357 amino acids. The record is from RefSeq and is a predicted model, not a curated record.